AUGUUCCCAGACCUCCCAGAACACCUCCAGGCCCUCAACGCCCUCCCCGGCAACUCCCCUCCCUCUGCUGCCAUCAAUGCAGAGCAGGAAGAGGCCUUCUGGGGCUUCCUCCACGCCGACGAGCUCUUCCGCAACUUUGGCAGCGCCCCCUCGCCCAGUGAGAACCACGACGACGAAAAGCGCAAGCAGCAGCUCCAGGCCCCUGCCCCGGCACCCACCCCAGCCACCGUCGCCACCCCUGCCUCCUCGACCAAGGAGGAGCAGAGGCCCACCCUCGAGUCCUUCCUCGCUGCCUACAUGGGCCACUCCUCGGGCAGCGCCAGCCAGCAGGCGACCACCGCCCAGACCAUCAGCAACUAUCUCAUGCCCCUCCCUGCCCCCUAUGCCGCCCCCGCCCAGACUCUCUCACAAACACCGGCUGCCGUCACUACCCAGGACGUGAUGCCGUCUGUCAGCAGCGGCCGUUCCGCGAGUGUCAGCCUGUAUGAUGAGGACGACGACAAGCCCUCCGGCGCUAAAAAGCUAAAGUCUCUCGGUGCCAACCAGGUCGAGAUUGAAGAAGACAAGCGACGACGAAACACCGAGGCGUCUGCCCGGUUCCGAGCCAAGAAGAAGGAGAGGGAGCAGGCCCUUGAGCGUCGAGCCAAGGAACUCGAGGACCAGGUCUCUGCCCUUGCCGCUGAAAACACCUCGCUCGAAAACGAAAACAGAUUACUCAAGGCCAUCGUCCUUAACGGCUCCAACCCCGCCGCCGCCGCCCUCGCGACUGCCGGCACUGGUUCCCAGGACGUGUCGGCGAACGAGUCGCUCCAGGCUGCUCUGGCCGCGCUGGGCAAGAGAAAGAGGGACGAAUAG
Molecule: messenger RNA, 855 nt
Organism: Cryptococcus wingfieldii CBS 7118
Lineage: Eukaryota; Fungi; Basidiomycota; Tremellomycetes; Tremellales; Cryptococcaceae
Product: regulatory protein Cys-3
Exons: 3
Coding region: 1-855 (284 amino acids)
Biological process (GO): regulation of transcription by RNA polymerase II
Cellular component (GO): nucleus
Molecular function (GO): DNA-binding transcription activator activity, RNA polymerase II-specific; RNA polymerase II transcription regulatory region sequence-specific DNA binding
Source: RefSeq, a predicted model, not a curated record